Messenger RNA from Hyposmocoma kahamanoa, 1740 nucleotides. RefSeq names its product sodium channel protein Nach-like. Gene Ontology annotation, biological process: sodium ion transmembrane transport. Gene Ontology annotation, molecular function: ligand-gated sodium channel activity. The record is from RefSeq and is a predicted model, not a curated record. Bases 1 to 1740 code for a protein of 579 amino acids. The transcript is spliced from 11 exons. Gene Ontology annotation, cellular component: membrane. Lineage: Eukaryota; Metazoa; Arthropoda; Insecta; Lepidoptera; Cosmopterigidae.
AUGAAAUCCAUACUAUUGGUCCUAACAAGCACAUACUUGGCCAGCUGCACACCGAUCCCUCCACCGCAUCCUGUCGUGGUGGCUGUAAGACAAGAGGAGGAGCUUUUACCUCUAUAUCUGAAGAGUCCACAUAACUUCAACCCACAUCUCCAGCAAAUUCUACCUUUAACCAGUUUGCUGCAUCAUGGGGAAAAGCCAGUAUACCACAGAGACACAGACGACGUAUCUCGACAAGAAGUAUACAACAUCCUGACCCACGCAGGGUUUAUUCCUCGAAGACCACUACAUUACCAGCCGGAGCCUGGCUACCAACACGUCAUAAUGCCACCAACAAGCUGCAAAGCUCUAGUAAAAGACUAUUGCUCAAACUGUUCAUUCGCUGGUGUGCAUUUUAUCGCGGACGACACCAAACAUUGGUCCGAGAGACUGCUGUGGUUAGCCCUGGUGACUCUCUCAUGGUACGGCUCCGGGAUCCUGAUCAUUGCAGCUUGGGACGCCUUCGUCCAAAGCCCCAUAAGCUUCGGAGUGGAAACUACGUACACAGACUGGGAGACCAAAAUGCCUUCCGUGGCAAUAUGUGAAACUUCCAACGAUGAAAAGAUUUACAAUGUUUCUGACACUAUCUGGACUCCAGAUCAUCUACUCGACCUUGAAGAUGCUCUGAAAGAUAUUGCCUACUUCCGAGGUGUUACUUACACAUUAGUGGAACUGUGUCACUUAACAAACAACCCGGAUCCCCAGUGUCCUAUGUCCAAUUUCAGCUACUACGCCAAUUUAAUCCGUAGUGAUUGCCAUCACAUCUUGAAGAAUUGCUCUUAUAAUGACAAAGCUUUCGAUUGCUGUGAAUAUUUUCUGCCACUAGACACUGAUAUGGGUAAAUGUUACGCUAUCAACUCUAUUCAAACUAUGAAGCAAAAUCCGUAUCCAAUGAUCGGUAGCAUGAAAAAUCAACGGUGUGUGAUCAGAUUUGAGGUGUUGAUACCGUCCUCGAUGUACACAUUAGGAGACGAUGAAGUGCCGACUAUCACUAGUUUACAAUCAUCGUCUAUGAAGAUACAAAUUGGCUAUAGCCAUCGACGUCAAGUAGCAGUACGGAAUAUAGAAAACGAUCCUCUAGUUGUACAGACAACACCUAAACAGCGAGCUUGCAAUUUCCACAACGAAAACGAAGAUGGGCUAUACCCGCACCAUUCCUACAGCGCGUGCACAGUAUUAUGUCGUAAGCGGGCACAAUUGAGCCUCUGUCAAUGUAACGACCACUUUAUGUUGGGUACCACCGAAGAAGAGCGGUGCAAUAUCUCGGGGUUAUCCUGCCUCCAUAAGUACGCAAGCCACCUCACUACCCUGAAGCCACGGUGGGCCACACGACCCGGUUUGACAUGCAAUUGUAUUCCGUCGUGUACUGAAACCGAAAUCACAGUCGUCAAAGACGUUGUAAUACCCAACAAAAGUAAUAGAAAGAAGACCAGUGUGGAAAUGAUAUUAGCAUACUUACCUACGGAAAGAUUCAAGCGAAACGUAAUUAGGAGUCGCCUAGAUUUAGUGGUGUCAGUAGGCGGUACUGCGGGUCUUUUUGUCGGAGCAAGCUUAUUAAGUUUCGUUGAACUGCUGUUCUACUUCACAAUUCGAUACGGCAGUAACAUUUUACUUGAACGAAAGAGACUCGGGGAACUGAAGAAAAAGAAAUUCAGACAAAAGUUUCAAAUUCGAAAAAAGUUAGGAGCACAUAAUUAUUACUAA